Molecule: messenger RNA, 2630 nt
Organism: Symsagittifera roscoffensis
Lineage: Eukaryota; Metazoa; Xenacoelomorpha; Acoela; Convolutidae
Exons: 2
Coding region: 62-2479 (805 amino acids)
Biological process (GO): positive regulation of cytokinesis; cytoplasmic microtubule organization; mitotic spindle midzone assembly
Cellular component (GO): midbody; mitotic spindle midzone; mitotic spindle pole
Molecular function (GO): microtubule binding
Source: RefSeq, a predicted model, not a curated record
CGAAAACAAUCUAUAUUCAUUUUACUUCUUUGCUUAGCGUUUGAAUAAUUUCAGGCGUGUCAUGGAGGAAGCAAUUUUCUCGGCGGAAGUGUUUAUCCACACUAUUCAGUUGAAAGGUCCGGAUCAACUUGAAUCCCAAUAUGGCAAUCCGCUCCUGUUAAUGAAAAUACUAGAUUUUGACCCGCUAGCCCUUGAGGCUGAGUUUGGCAAAAUGGCAUUAGGUAGCUCGAUAUCAUUCUCCGCUGGGAAGUCAUGUCUAUUUCGGUACAAUGUUCGGGACUUACUGCUAAACCUCAAAAAGAUCCCUCUGUACUUGCUUAUGGCCUAUAAAAGCGAAGAUCAGCGACUCACCUUCAGAGGUUCAGCAACAAUACCUCUUCUGAGGGUUGCAGAUGGCCUCGAAUCGGAAUUAGAUAAACACGGUCUACGUAUACCAGUAGUCAAGGGAGAAAAGGGAAGAUUUUCUAUCUACAAUCUAAUGGGCUGUGAGAUUGGCACUGCGCUUGUUUCCUAUAAAAUGCACUGUUUGGGAACUUUAGCUGUACAGCAUAUACCGAAUAGCAAACUCUCUGAUGCAGAGCAGUCAAACAUGUUCGCUAAGCUUACGCGUAAACCUCUAGCUCAGAGUUUGGACAAAGAUAACAUCGAAGCAUCGAAAAUUGAGAAAAGUUCAAAGCCAACAGUUGUGAAAAGCAGCGAGACCCAGACCGAUAAAAAACGCAGCGUAUCAAUGAAAGAAAAUCUUGAGAAUUUGGUUUUGACUCAGAAGCCCGAAACACCUGAGAAGUCGGAUCUGGAAGCGCAAACUGUGGCAGAUAAAAAUAAAACCGGAAAUGACCCGCCGACGCUGUUUUACCGCAGAACUAGUGCAAAUAUUGUUUCAAAGCAGAAACAUGAAAUCAAAGUUGAUUCUCAACUAGGUAAGUUUGAAAAAUCAUUGGGGCGAUUCCUUUCAACUGAUUCGAUCGGCGUGCAAUCCGAUGGUACGGCUGGAGUAAAUGUUCCAAAAUUGAACCCCAGUUUUCCCAUACUAGAAGCCUUGUACUGUGAGCUGGAGAAAGCUGGAGUUUCUUUUGGCCAGCGGAACUUCGAUUAUCAGUUUCCAUCCCCUAGGCAGGCGCAACUUGAGGAAAAUAGCCAGAAGGUGGAUAAAAGUGUCCAAUCUCUGGUUAAAAGUGACGAUGCCAUAACCAAGAAUGAACUUGGUAUUACGAAAAUAAUAGAAAGACCAAAAUCAUCGUUAUUACAUCACCCAAAAGGUAAAGCAAAACAAUCUGUUUUGCCUGAUCAUUCUCAUCACCAUCACAAGCGGCUUUGUGAAAUUAAGAUAAGAGACUCAAUUCCAGCUAGGAAAAGCUGGAUUAGAACUAGUACAGUGCCCAAACCGCAUUCCAGACCCCAAUCUAGACUAGAAUACGGACUUACAAGCACUUAUCUCGCUCGGCUGCGGAGUUCGAAUCCAACUCUGUUUCAAAGUAUGUCACUGAAUGAGUCGCAAAUGAAUGCAAUCAUUCCAAAAAGUGCGAAGGAAAAUGUUGAAAAACCAAAGAAAAAACUAUGUAAGAAACGCUUGGCAAAAGAACAAGGAGAUCGAGUUUCGCAAUGCAUUAAACAUGACAAACUGGCCCUUCCUGAGACAGAUAAUCCUUUACGGGAAGGUGUAAAAGGAGAAAUUGUCCGUGAAAGCCAACCAAUUUCUGCAGUUGAACAGAAAGCUAAAAAUGAAUUCGAAGACAAACAAGGAGCACAGAAAAAUGCGGUGACCCCGGAAAGCAAGAAAAGCACAACGGUUGUGAAAAUUUUGCCGAUGGUUGAAUUAGACGAAUCUUUUGACGUGGACCAGUCUAACGGGCAUAAACAAGAAUCUCAUUCCGCAGAUUACCACGAUUAUGAUGAGUUGGAGCUUGAAAAUUACGAAGUGGAAGAUGACUUUGAACCCGAGUCACCCCAAAAAGAUGACGAGAGGGUAGAGACAGCAAACUUAAACGCAAACAGCACAAUUGACUCGUCUGAAAGUAUCGCUCGAAGGAAUUUACAAUUGGAUCCAGUGGAAAAAUCGAUGGAAGAUUUUGCAGCUGAAUUUGAGGUAGACUCGUAUGACGAAAACAAAGAUUCUAAAAGUAGUUUCAAAAGCGAUAAUAGUUUUGUCGAGAAGUCGGAUAUUAAGAAUUCAUUUCAUGACAGCAGGGAGUCCACAUACACUGCAUCGAUCUCUCAAGAUUCAGCCAGGAACCGAACUGUUGGUGAUCUCGUGAAAGUAAAAAAAUCUGAAACUAAAACAGAUUUGAAACAAAGUUCCGACGGCCAAGACUGGUUGAAUGAAUUACUAAGUUCUUCUUUGGACCAAAACAAGAUGCGAGAGUUACUAGAAAUGAGAAACAAGAAGCAAAGUGAUGGCAAUGAAAGUGGAUCGGAGAGUGAAUCAAGUAGUAGAAAUCAGAGCUCCUCCAACUAUAGACCGACAUUCGGUCGAAAAUGAAAUCAAAAACUAAUUUUAAUAUCUCGAUGUGAUAAUUUGUACAGCUAGAUGGGUUUUCAUUCUAAAUAUAUGUAGAUAAAUCUGUAAAUAUGUAUAACUGUAUAUGCUAAUUAAAUUGUUGAUACACAAAAAAUUAUGAAAGUUUUUUUUU